Molecule: messenger RNA, 1435 nt
Organism: Rhincodon typus (whale shark)
Lineage: Eukaryota; Metazoa; Chordata; Chondrichthyes; Orectolobiformes; Rhincodontidae
Gene: mos
Product: v-mos Moloney murine sarcoma viral oncogene homolog
Exons: 1
Coding region: 72-1067 (331 amino acids)
Biological process (GO): protein phosphorylation
Molecular function (GO): protein kinase activity; ATP binding
Source: RefSeq, a predicted model, not a curated record
UGGUUCAUCAGUGAACAGUCAUUAGUAAAAGAUGCUGCCUGUUCGUUUGUACUAAGGGGUGGGGAAAAAUAAUGCCAUCACCUAUCCCAAUUUCCCGGUUUUUGCCGAGGGCAUUACCACCGACUACUUCACUGGGGCCUUGCAGCAGCCCCAACCAAUUGCAGGGCCGCCGUUUAUCUUGCAUAAAGCCACGUCGGGUGUUACGACGGCGCUCUUGGUGCACGGUAAUUUGGGAUGAACUAAAGUUACUUGAUCUUGUGGGUUCAGGUGGUUUCGGAUGGGUUUAUAAAGGAACUUAUUAUGGUCAAACUGUUGCAAUAAAGAAAGUGAGAAAGUGCGUAAAGAACAAGCUGGCUGCUAGGCACAGUUUCUGGGCAGAACUGAACGUCGCUCACCUGGUCCAUGAGAACAUUGUAAGGGUUGUAGCAGCCACUACCUCUGUUCCCGCAGAUCCAGAGGCCGAGGACUGUGUGGGCACUAUCAUCAUGGAGUAUGCAGGACGAACCAGCCUAGAUCACAGGAUUUACAACUGUACAGAACCGCUGGAAAUGAGGGGAUGUUUAACAUUUUCUCAUGACAUUGUGAGUGGGCUGAGUUUCCUACACUCGCACCACAUCGUACACUUGGAUCUGAAACCAGCUAAUAUCUUGAUCACCGAGGCGGGACGGUGUAAAAUCGGAGAUUUUGGAUGUUCUCACAAAUUGCCGAUUGGCGGUGACUUGACUCCUAAUGGUCAAUUGCGACAUCUUGCUGGUACCUACACUCACCGGGCACCUGAGCUCUUGAAAGGAGGUCGCGCUACUUUAAAGGCAGAUAUUUAUUCUUUUGCGAUCACGCUCUGGCAGAUGAUAAGUAGAGAUCAGCCCUAUUCCGGUGAUCGUCAGUGUGUGAUGUAUGCUGUAGUGGCUUACAACCGGCGUCCAUCUUUCUCCAGAAUUUUCAAUGAGUCCUCGAUGGGCCGCGGGAUUCGAUCAAUCAUUAGUAACUGCUGGGAAUGUGAACCAAACCGUAGACCUAGUGCAAAACAAUUAUUAGAAAAUAUUGAUUGCUUAAAAGUACAGCUGUAGCAGUAUCUUCAUAAAUUUGGGUACUUUAAACCUGAAGAUAUCCUUUUAAUAUCGCCCCUUUUUCUUACAAAAGCACUGUCUAUUUUUUUAAAAUGCUUUAAGGAAAAAAAACCUCAGUGUUAAUGCCACAUUCAUUGUUGUGCUUUGCAUUAGCCGGGUUAUGGCAAUCGGAAUGGAAAGAAAGAACUUAACAACUGUUAAUUGACGAUAUUUUGUUCCAUAGGUUGGAAAACACCACUUUGUUCUAUCAGUAAACUAUAUCGUUUCAUUUUCUGUAGGAUUAUCUCUGUCCAUGCUAAAAUCUAUGCUUUUUUUUUCGACUUGCUUGAAAUGUCUUUACUAAUAAAGCUUGCAGUUUAUUUCAGCAA